GGUAACGCGCGUUGUCACGUAGACAGCGGGUUUGCCUGUGUUACAAAGGCUUACAGACGAAGCGACGUAGAGACAAUGAACGAGUUGGCAGCGGUUGUGGACGGAUCGAGUAGCACUAACGCUGCAGUUCGUUACCCAGCGUGGUGCUGGCGUAACUGGAAGUUGUUCAUAGGCGAACACUUCAAUGCGCUACCUGGCAUAUGGAAAAAUCAGUUCUUCCGAGUGUCGUCUGUCUACCCCGGCGUUGUCAUGGCGAAGACAUGCAGCGACGGUGAAGAAACCUCUGUGUUUAUUGAAGAACCCAGGUUUCCUCUUCACGAACAUCGACCGUCCAACUGUGCACAGCUGCUCGCUCCCGGAUUAUCUGCAGCACGGCGCGACUACUUGCGUGAUAACGUGCGACCUCUAUUGUCAGCUCGGGGUCAUGAAGGCUUCGCGUGCCGUGUUAGAAAAAUGUGACAUUUUUACCGUUCUAACUGUGCUAAAGGUUUAUUUAACCAGUAAUUGUUAAUGUAUUAUGGA
Dreissena polymorpha is the source of this 522-nucleotide messenger RNA. RefSeq lists its product as uncharacterized. Bases 76 to 459 code for a protein of 127 amino acids. The record is from RefSeq and is a predicted model, not a curated record. Lineage: Eukaryota; Metazoa; Mollusca; Bivalvia; Myida; Dreissenidae. The transcript has 2 exons.